AAAAGAGACGGUGGUAUAGUGAGAGCCAACAUUGAAGAUGAGCAAGUGUUCUACGCUGCGAACAUCACAAUUUCCGGCGCUGAGUACAGUGUGCUGCUGGAUACCGGCUCCAGUGAUUUGUGGGUCUACGGUUCUACGAACCCGUACUGUUCAGCCUUCUCAACCUCUGUUCCACGUUCCCAGGCAACUAUUGACUGUCAAUCUUAUGGUGUCUUUGACACUGAAACUCAACAGUGGAGCACAGAUGAUCAACUGUUUUUGAUUCAGUACGGUGAUUUGACCUAUGCCAUUGGCUAUUACGGCACUUCUGUCGUUUCAUUUGGUAAUGCUACGCUGGAUGGAUUUACAUUUGCCGUUGCAAACACCUCGAACUCGAGUGUUCCAGUGUUUGGUAUUGGAUUUGAGGGCAAUGAGGCUUCAACAAGUUCAUUCAUGAAAGGUUACGGUGGUCCAUUCCAAUAUCAAAACUACCCUUCAGCUCUGAAGCAAGCUGGUCUCAUAGAAACAACCUUGUAUUCCAUGUGGAUGAACUCUGAAACCGCAGAAGGUGUUACUCUCUUUGGUGGUAUCGAUCAUUCAAGAUACUCCGGUGACUUGGCUACAAUCCCAUUAUUGAACUACUACAAGAGCCAAGGAGUAGCUCAGCCAAUUACCUUUGACGUUAGCCUUAACAACCUUUCUCUCUCUGAUGGUGAAACUGAUGUUAGUGUGCUCUCUGAUUCUCAGAGUUGUCUUUUGGAUUCAGGUACUUCUUUCACCUACCUCCCACAGAGUGCCGUCAGUAACAUUGCCGACGCUCUUGGUGCAACGUAUUACAGCAGCAUUGGAUAUUAUGUCAUGAACUGUCCAACUUCGAGUAGCGGUGUCAAUUUCACUUUCUCCUUCGACUCCAUUGACAUCCAAAUCCCACUGGAGGAAUUCCUGGUUGCAGUCGAUAGUUCUAACCAAAACUGUGCAAUUGUUACAUCUGGAUCUAGCCGUUGUAUUCUUGGUGACACUUUCCUCAGAAGCGUUUAUGUUGUCUACGAUUUGGAUGGUCUUCAAGUCCAAAUGGCUCCAGUUAAUUUGGAUAACAGUGACGAUGACGUUGAAAUCAUCGGCUCUGCUGGUCCAACU
Williopsis jadinii is the source of this 1116-nucleotide messenger RNA. RefSeq names its product pepsin-like aspartic protease. Gene Ontology annotation, biological process: proteolysis. The transcript is spliced from 2 exons. The record is from RefSeq and is a predicted model, not a curated record. NCBI's taxonomy places the organism in Eukaryota, Fungi, Ascomycota, Saccharomycetes, Phaffomycetales, Wickerhamomycetaceae. The annotation marks the transcript as partial. Gene Ontology annotation, molecular function: aspartic-type endopeptidase activity.